Molecule: messenger RNA, 1222 nt
Organism: Blastomyces dermatitidis ER-3
Lineage: Eukaryota; Fungi; Ascomycota; Eurotiomycetes; Onygenales; Ajellomycetaceae
Exons: 3
Coding region: 206-475 (89 amino acids)
Biological process (GO): cellular heat acclimation
Cellular component (GO): nucleus; cytosol
Molecular function (GO): transcription corepressor activity
Source: RefSeq, a predicted model, not a curated record
UUUCGAACAGCUAGCGAAGGCCAUGACAAGCAUGUUGCAUGGCAAAACACGAAACAAAUCCAUCGCUCCUCUCCCUUUCCGCGCAUAUAUCUCUUACUAUUACCGGGUCCGAAGGGAAUAUACUCGAAUAUACACCCAAAGGGCCCACCAACGCACAUAUCUUCAUAGUCAAGAGCAGUCUAGACGCAUCAACACGUUGUGAACAAUGUCCACUCUAAGCCGUAGACCCUCGCAGCUCCGCUCAAAUAGUGACACGGACAACAAUAAACGUUCGUCAAUACAAGCGGCAACUACCGCCGGAGAUGAGAGCUCAAACCAAUUGGUGCAAGCGGUCGACGAGUUGCUAGACCAACUACAGAAUAAAUUCGACAAAGUCUCAAAGGAGAUCUUUGGAAAAUUGGAUGAUAUGGCACGAAGACUCGACCAACUCGAAGCCGCUCUCGCUAGUUCCCCUGAAGCAAACACGACGAACUGAUACGCCCCUCCAUUCAUAAAAAAUGGUGGUUUUGCCUCAUUUCUCUCUUUCCCAAAGCAUACAACGACUUGAUUUCCGAUUCUUCCUUUUUCAUCUGGAUUCACAGCACUAUACAGCAUAUGUAUGAUAAGCUCAGGAAUUCCCAAAUCUCUGCAUUUUUUGCGCACAUACGGACCCCCCAACAGCCGAAGCUGAAUAACCCACAGAACCACAUCCUUGGCCAAAGUUAACUCUCCGUCGAAAGUCAGGAGAGAGCGGCGGUAUCAUAUGCAAGAUAUUGGCGUUGUCGGACCUUUUAUUUUAUAUUCUAUGUUUGCUGAUCAAUUGAGCUGUUUCUGUUGUCUAGUACAAGACUGAACGGUCGCAGAAGCUCUAUCGUCUUCUAAGUCCUGUUUCUGAAAUGAUAUUGUAAUCCCUCUUUGUAUUUUAUUUUGUUUUCCUUUUUAUAUUAUAUGUAUUUAUUUUAUGUUUUCGCAGCCUGGAAGCUUGUUGGUUCUUUUGUCAUACCCCCUUUUAAAAAAAAUUAGGUCCUAGAAAGCUUUAUAUUUCCUCUCUUGGAUUUAUUAAAGAUACCCAGUCGAUUCUAUACAUUAUUUUCAUGGGAAAUUGAAUGUGUCCAAGGAAUGAAAUGAACAGCAAAAACUGAAAUCUAUCAAUUAUACACAAUGCAAGGCAUAAAUCAUACACUACAUAUUUGCCUUUCUAGGGGAUAAUCUCGUUCACCAUCACCCUUGAACCCAUCGGCCA